Messenger RNA from Alternaria alternata, 1171 nucleotides. RefSeq lists its product as hypothetical. The transcript has 2 exons. Lineage: Eukaryota; Fungi; Ascomycota; Dothideomycetes; Pleosporales; Pleosporaceae. The record is from RefSeq and is a predicted model, not a curated record. Bases 5 to 1171 code for a protein of 388 amino acids.
GCACAUGGUACCACCAAACGAUGUCGCCCGACACAACGAAGGCUCUCGAGCAUCUCGCUCCCACUAUAUGUCAUAUCAACCUAGAGGCGACCACGUGGACCGGGAGCAGUUUGCCCGUGUCAGCGCCCAGUUAACGAAGAUCAAGCAUGAACUUGAUGUCGAGCGCAAUAAGAACUGGCGAGUUCGGACAACCAUCGAGGCCGAGCAGCAGCAGAAGGUUGAAGCCGCGUCCUCGAAGAUGCUUACCAACCUCCUGCGAGAGCAAGCUGAAGCUCUCACGCUCAAAGCCAAGGUCGAAGCUAGGGAGCGUGAACUUGACUUUCGGGAGCAAAGAAUCUCACAGCAGGAAGUUUACCUUUCCGAAGGCCAAAAGCAGCUCUGGUAUUCUCUCGAAGCAAACGGCGUUCGCCCUAUGAGUGCAGUGGAUAUGCAGCACGCCAGACAAGAAGCCGAGCUAAACGCUCAGAAGGCCAUGGCUGACGUCAAUGGAAAGCUUAACAUCAAGAUCGAAGGUCUACGUCUUCGUGAGGCAGCACAGCAAAUGCGCGAACAGCAGUACAAGGCUAUCGUUCGCGAUUCGCUCAAGGACGAACUCGAGAACUCGCUGACCGAUGAGAAGGCUGAAGAGAUUGCCGAGAUUGAGUACAAUAACGGAUACGGUGCAGGUAAAGAGAUCGGUAGCAAAGAAGCACAAGAGAAGUCUCGCCAGCGAGGCUUCUUAGAGGGCUAUGGCGCCUGUCACCGUACUCAAAUUACCCUUAGCAAGUGUCGCCAGGGUCUGAUUGAUCGUGACAGCCCCGAGCUGAACUUCCUCUACGACGCCAACCACCCACACAACCUCUGGAACAUUGGCGAGCUCGUCGGUCGCCUGGAACAUGAAGACAACGCCGAGAAGAUGAAGAACGUGGGAAAGAGGGACUCUGUGGUCGAGAAGCCAGUCAUCAACACCAAGACUGCCAAUGUCGCUGAUGAGCCCCGCGACAUGAAUGGCAAGGUCAACGGGAUGCCACUCGCGCGUCCCACCUUCGCCGCCGAGCUUCGCGGUCCCUCUGCUACACACAACGGCCACAUCAUUCUCGCUAACAACGUCACUUCACCAGCCGCCAAGAAGACUGAACAACUCAUCAUCAAGGGUGAGGAGCCUGUCGUGAAUUUGAUUGACUUCGUGUAA